AUGGUUAAACGGAUCUCCAACGAGGGCGAAGAUGGCGCCACUGCCUACCGGAAGCGUCAAAAGGUCGUCCAUGAGGCCCCCACAAGUGAGGAGGUUUACUCGGCCGACCAAUUGCGCAAUCUCCUCACCUUCGACCAAGACUUGCGCAACGCGAGACAUGGGCUUCAAUCCUUCAAGGGCCUCCUCGACAAGAUAGUCUCCGACGAUGGAGAUCGAAGAACGAACAUGGAAAUUCUGCAACAGUACCUCGAAGCAGUCAAGCCCAGGGACACCUCGGAAGAUGCUGUCUUCCUCACCGACAUCAUGGAGAUGUGGUCCUUUGCCGCGCAGGUCGGAAACGAGGGAGUCAUGUCAGCGGUUGCCGUCGUCCUAGCCUUGAUUCUCCAGGCCGUCUCGGGGUCGCUUCACCUCGUCCGUCAUGGACUCGGAAUCUGCCAGACCAUCAUCCAGGAACGUCAACUCAAGUCGCUUUCCAAGAACCUUUCUUCGGACAAGAACAAGGGUUUCAUUCUUUCGCCUACCUUGCGCAUGCUGCGUGAGGCUGUAUGCCUCGAUGGCGGUGCCUAUGCCAAGCGAAUCUUCCGAGCCCGAAAUUUCACAUUGACGUCCCUUGGAAGAAACUUGGAAAUCGGGCAUGUAGGAGAUGGCCCAGAGGAGGUGCGAAAAGCGUCGGUGAGAACCAACGCGGUUCGUUUCUUCUUGAGCCUCCUAAAGUACCUUCAUUCAGACGGCAGAAAGGAGCUUUUGACACAAAAGGAGCUCUUGUCCCAUCUGACUUUUAUGCUCAAGAGUGAUCCUCCUCAUCUGGUCAUGGAGAUCCUGGAGUCCUUGAAAGCCCAUGUGUUGAUGGACGACAAGGUCCCCCGAGAGGUCAAGUUCAGGAGCUUUAACACCAAGACUCUCAUGCGAAUUUUGGCCCUACACACCUACUCUGGUGACAGCGAUGCCGCAGAUGAAGCCUCUACCGUGAGCUACAAGGCCCACAGGUUCCUCAUAUAUGUGUGCACCAACCCUAGCGCAGGCGUGCUCUAUCCUUCCACGGGCCUGUAUCCCAAGGAGUCAGAUGAUGAACCUGCUGGACAAAACGCAUCUGGUGGCGCGGACGGUGCCUUCUUGACAGACAAGUACAAGGACGAUGUCCCCGUCUACAACUUUGUCCUAGCUGAGUUUGCUCAAAAGCUUCGCCCUUGGUCUAGCUUGAAGCACAGCGAGCUGCUGGUGGCCAUCUUUACUGCUGCUCCCGAACUCACCUACAAGUACUUCCUCAACAAUCGAUCUUUCACUUUCGAACCGAAACUCUCCAUGACUUGGAUCGGCUAUGCCGCAUUCUUGUUCAACACUAUGAGAAUUCCUCUCCCGACCCGCUUUGGAGACCGGGUACGCUCUGCCAAAGCCCCCCCUCCUACCUCGAUCCUCCUUGACAACCUCAUUCCGCUGCCCAUCAACCAAAAGGUCCUCAUCCGGUGCCUGUCUACCAAGUCCCACCUCACAUCAUUCUUUGCUACAAGAAUCCUCAUCGUGGCUCUUGAGAAACUGACUGAGGCUCUAAAAAUGCAUGACGAAGCAUCAAAGUCUAAGAGCAACAACUGGACUGAGGCUCGUCGACGGCUGAUAGAUGCUUUUUGUCAACGAAUUCCCGACAUGAAGGAGAUUGUUCGAUCGUACAAGGGUAUUCCCGCGGAGAGCAUCCUUCACAGAACCAUGGCCAGCCGCUUGCUGCGCCUUUAUUACGAAGUCAUCCCCCAAGUGGCUCUUGCUGCCAACUUUGACGUCUCCCCUUUCUUUACAGAAGUUCUCAACAAACUCAACCAGGAAACCGAAAAGCCUGAGGAUGAAUCACUGCUUGUCAUGGAGCUGGAGAACUUGGUGUCCAUCGCUAGCUACUCUCCUGGUAUGCGAUGGUUCUCGAAGAUCGAUAACCUCGUCGAUGGAGCAGCGGCUUCCCCUUACACAGCUCUUGUGCGGAUAUUAUCUGGAAAGAACCGAGAGCUCCCAUUCCAUCAACUCAAGCAAGUCCUCGGCGCAGUCGCUGUAGAGAACCAGUUGGUUACGAAAGCGGCUUUGCUCACACCUUUGUACGAGGCACUUCAGAGCACGAUGUCCGAGGUGAAGGCCAGCCAUAUGGAAAAGAUUUGGUCAUUUGUGGACAACUGCAUCAACCGCUGCGCUUCCUCUCCAAUCAAGUAUCUUGACUUGAUGGAGACGUACCUGAAGGAAGGGGGUGUAGCUUCUUCGAGGGGCGCAGCCACCUUGCUUAACGUGACAAUGGUUGAGCAACUGUCUUACUUCUUGGCCUCAGCUAAGCCCGACGAGCAAGCUUCUCUUGCAAAAUUCCUAUCCAUCUACUUCAACGCGUCAUACAGCCUGAAGCAUGCGAAGCCAGUCACCAAGGCUUUAUACAAGCGGGUGACCGAGCAAUUUCCUAAGACAGUCAAGUUGAAGAGUCUCAGGAAAGCGGACAAGUCUGAUAUUGCAAGCGAAGACGAUGAAAUGGCUGAUGCAGAGGACGGCGUUGGCAAGAAUAACAAGGAAGGCUCGACAUUGGAUCUCUCCAAAUUGGAAGAGAUGCUGCAUGUACCGUACCCGGAGAAAGAGGACAACGCCGCUUUGGUCAAGUGGACAACCAAAAACGUCGAGGACUUGGUAGAAGAUGGUUGGGCAGCAGCUUUGAUCCGACUUCUUUUGUCGACUCACAUCAGCAUCCGAAAGGAGGCCUUCACCAACAUUCUCAAGAUGGCCGCCAAGAUCAAGGAGUCGUCGUAUGAGGAAAAGGACCAGGUCUGGCUUUUGCUCUGCGAGCUGGCUGAAUCCUCCAGGUCCCAGGUUGACAUUGGCCUCGUACCCUCAGCCUUCCCGGCGUUCGCGAUCCACGCCUUGGACGUGCUCAAGAACCCUCUGCACCCGCUCUACUCCAAGAUCAACUCCUUCCUCACCCGCAGCCCCAUGUGGUCCCUCGAGAAGCUACCCAUGGCCCAUGAUAUCCUCCACGGCGAGCCCUCUGAGGACGACAAGUACUACACCGAGAUUACCUGGCUGCUCGUCUACCUCCUCGACAGCCUCCGGGCCCCCUUUGACCUCGGCGUCUUCCACAAGAAGCGCUGGUUUGAGAAGAUCCUCGUCCUCGGUGGAAACCCGUACCUGCGUCUCAACCUGCGCACCCGCGUACUGAGACUGCUCUAUCGUGCCACUUGCAUCGAAGGCGGCAGCACGACGCUCAUCACCCGCUUUGGCAUCCUCAGCUGGCUCGAUGCCCAACGCGCUGCGUGUGAGGCCGCCGACGAAGCCGAUGUCGUCAGCGCCUUGAUGAGGAGGGUUUGGGAGACGUGCGAUCAGGAGAAGGUUACGGCGUGGAGCAAGGGCGGUGUGAAAAAGCUACUAGCGAAUUUGGCAUAG
Messenger RNA from Ilyonectria robusta, 3393 nucleotides. Its product is annotated as ribosome 60S biogenesis N-terminal-domain-containing protein. Gene Ontology annotation, biological process: maturation of LSU-rRNA from tricistronic rRNA transcript (SSU-rRNA, 5.8S rRNA, LSU-rRNA); maturation of 5.8S rRNA from tricistronic rRNA transcript (SSU-rRNA, 5.8S rRNA, LSU-rRNA). The coding region runs from base 1 to 3393 and encodes 1130 amino acids. Gene Ontology annotation, cellular component: nucleolus. The transcript has 2 exons. The record is from RefSeq and is a predicted model, not a curated record. NCBI's taxonomy places the organism in Eukaryota, Fungi, Ascomycota, Sordariomycetes, Hypocreales, Nectriaceae.